CAUAUUAAUUUGUGCCAAUCAUAUGAAAAUGAUAAUAAAUCAAAUGAAUAGAUAAUCCAAUCCAAUAGAUGUGAACAGAAUAUCUUGACUCAUUCGGUGAGGUUCAAUGUAUAUAUACAGUGUACACAACUAACAGAGUAGAUACAUACUUGUAACAGAUUCCAAUUCCAAUCUUGAUACGGAGUACUGUCCUGUCCGAACAAAUCCUCACCACUCAAAAAUGGCCUCCGCCUAUUCCCCCUCACAAAUCGACAUCUACGAAGAAUACAUAUCACUCCCCACCCAAUACCGCGUGAAAAACAAUCCCGCACUAACUCUCGAAUAUUUAACAUGUCUACACAUGCAUCAAAUCUCCAGUAUCCCAUACGAAAAUCUACUCUUACACUAUUCACCCGAUCAUUCCGUAUCUCUCGAUCCUCAAAAACUCUUCACUAAAAUCAUAACUAAUGCUCGAGGAAGAGGAGGAUAUUGUUUAGAAGGCAGCACAUUCUUCAAUCAUAUAUUACGGGCGCUGGGAUUUCAAGUCUAUACCGCUGGCGUUAGAAUACGUCGAAGAUCUACAGAAGAUGGUGUACCCCGCGGUGAUUACACAGGCUGGUAAGGUUAAGACAACUUUCUCAGCCCCUCUCGCUUACCACAACCCCUUCCCCCUCCCAUCAAAUCAAACUAGCUAAUUACAGAGUACAACGUUAACCACCCCCAGGUUCCACAUAGUAAACAUCGUGACUCUCCCCCAAUGCAACCACCAAAAAUACAUGGUAGACAUCGCGUUCGGCGGCGACGGAGCCACCAAACCCCUCCCCCUGAUCUCAGGCCACUCAGUGCAUAAUCUCGGCACGCAGGAAAUCCGUCUAAUAUACGAAAGUAUCCCGCAACAAAUCGACCAGUCAAAACCCCUUUGGAUAUAUCAAUAUCGGAAUAAUGCAGAACAGGAAUGGAAUUCCUUUUAUGCGUUUAGUGAGCAUGAAUUUUUGGAUGUGGAUUUUGAGAUGGUGAAUUUUUAUGUGAGUAGGGAUGUGAGUGAGGGGAAUUUUCAGGUGGGGAAUGUUUUGGUGGUGGGGUUUUGAGGGGAGGGAUGGGAGGAUUAGUGGGAGGGGAGGGUGGGAAGGUUGAGGGAGAGGUGAUUAUUGGGAAGAGGAUGUUAAUUAAUGGGGUUUUGAAGGAGAAUCUAGGAGGAAAGACGAGGGUUAUUAAGGUUUGUGAAAAUGAAGAUGAGAGGG
Messenger RNA from Sclerotinia trifoliorum, 1220 nucleotides. The record is from the annotation of a GenBank genome assembly. Lineage: Eukaryota; Fungi; Ascomycota; Leotiomycetes; Helotiales; Sclerotiniaceae.